GUGAGUUAAAGGAGCGGAUCAAGACGUUUUAGAAAAAAUAUACUGUGAUACUGGUCAGAUUAUAAUCACCGUAAUCGAUGGAAUGAACGAACCAAUUUUGAACCAAAUUCCUCAACCAAAGGAAACGGUUUGAAAAUAUAAUAUGAAUGAAACCAAUACAACCCAUAUAAAUAUACCAUCGGAUUUGGAGGAAAAAAUAUGGAAGUCUUUCGCUAUCAACAACUUUGUAGUAAUUGGACUAUACAUUCCAGUUUUAAUAGUAGCAGCAACAGCAAAUUUGCUAUUUAUUGCUAUUGUGAUUAAGCACAGAUACAUGAGACGAGCCAGUACCUAUUUGUUAAUCAAUUUGUCAAUAGCUGAUUUAUUGAUAACAUUGUUUGCUAUGCCAAGUGCAAUGUGGAAUGCAUACACUCCACUAUAUUCCCUUGGAAAGUUCGGAUGUAAAAUACUGAGUUAUAUAGAAUGUGUAUCAGUAUCAACUAGUAUAUUAACCAUUACGGCCAUGUCGUUGCACCGAUAUUUUGCCAUUACUAAACCGUUAUUUGGAUUGAUAUACCCUUCUUUCAACCGAUGCGGUACAAUUACUCUUAUUAUUUUUUUAUGGAUUCUUUCCAUGAUAAUUUUUUCACCAGUAUUAUGGGUCAAUCAACUAGAAGAGGAUGUUUUUCCUACUUUUUCCAAUGACAUAAUAGUAUAUUAUUGUAAGGAAGAUUGGAAGGAUUUCAUCAUUUCACGGAACGUGAUGGGAAUUUUAUGGUUUGUUUUUGUAUUCCUCAUACCAGGGUUAAUCAUGUUAUUUGCCUAUUUUACUAUGGGUAAAGUACUUUGCUGUGGUACACAAUUUUAUGAAGAUUCCACUUCUACGUAUCAGAGAGAAAGACUAAUACGGACAAGAAAAAAGGUAGCUUGCAUUCUUCUUUUAUUAGCUCUAAUGUUUGCAAUUUGCUGGAUGCCGCAUCAUAUUGCAAAUUUACUUAAUGAUACAGACGUCCAAGAAGGUGAUCUAAGCGACACGAAUCCUGAUGAAAAUGAUGUUCAAAAUAAGUUAAUAAAACUGAAGGACUUAAAACGAUAUUUACUUCUUCUGGGUCAUUUAAAUUCUGCUUUGAAUCCGAUCGUAUAUGUGGCGUUAUCAAAAAAAUUUAGAAAAUCAAUACAGGAGUUAUUCUGUAGAGGAACUUGUGAAAGUCAAAAAGAACUUACUCGGGUUACUAUUAUGAAACUUAAUACACUUCGCAACCCUUAUACGCAAGAUUCUAGAUCAACAACAACUCACGCUAAAAAAUUGGACGAAAGAGAUGCAAGCAAUGGUACUGCUCAUUAAAAACAUGUACAAAUUGUAUGUUAAUAUUUUUUGUGAUCAUAUUCUAAUUAGUUAUUGUUUAUGUUAAAUUGUAAUAUAAGAUAUAAAGUAUUUUU
This is a messenger RNA of Diabrotica balteata, 1419 nucleotides long. The record is from the annotation of a GenBank genome assembly. NCBI's taxonomy places the organism in Eukaryota, Metazoa, Arthropoda, Insecta, Coleoptera, Chrysomelidae.